Staurois parvus is the source of this 180-nucleotide messenger RNA. Lineage: Eukaryota; Metazoa; Chordata; Amphibia; Anura; Ranidae. The record is from the annotation of a GenBank genome assembly.
UGCCCCAUCAUUGGUAUCAGUGGGAGGAAUAGUGCCCCAUCAUUGGUGUCAGUAGCACCCCCCAUCAUUGGUAUCAGUGGGAGGAAUAGUGCCCCAUCAUUGGUGUCAGUGGGAGUCGGCCCGUCAUUGGUAUCAGUGGCAGGAAUAAUUGCCCCAUCAUUGGUGUCAGUGGGAGGAAUA